AAAGUCUACGUCCCAUCCGGUGAGUGGGGCCUUUUUUUGUUUUCACGUAUCCGCCAUUUCAGUUUUUGAAGUUAGUUGCCGUCGGCGGCUGGUCUGUGGCCACAUUUUGGUGCCUCCGAGACCGAGAGUGUGAGCGGCGGAGCAGCGGGCCGACCACGCGCCGCAGCCCAGCUCCUUUUGUCCGCGCGCUUCGCCUCCUCGUGUCUGCGGAUCGGAGCCCGCACGGCCCCGCCGCGGAUGUCGCCCGUUUACUGAGCGUGCUCUCGGCGCUAAAGUUUUUUUGUAUGAGUUGAAGGGGCUCCGCUGGUGGAGAGCAGGGAAGGCCCCCCCCCGGGUUGAAGCCUCGGCUUUUGGCGCUGGUUAUCAUGGCCGGUCAUUUUGACGCGAAGGACCGCGGGAGCUGGUACUGGGGCCGCUUGAGCAGGCAGGAGGCUGUGUCUCUGCUGCAGGGGCAGCGGCACGGCGUGUUUCUGGUCCGGGACUCCAUCACCAGCCCCGGCGACUACGUGCUGUCGGUGUCGGAGAACUCCAAAGUCUCGCACUACAUAAUUAACAGCAACAGCCGACAGUCCGGCCCAGGUUUGGGCCACCCCAGGUUCCGCAUCGGCGACCAAGAGUUCGACGCUCUCCCGGCUCUGCUCGAGUUCUACAAGAUCCACUACCUGGACACCACCACCUUGAUAGAGCCCAUCAACAAGUCCAAGCACCCCUCCUUCAUCCCGGGCGGCGGCCCGCCCCCGCGCCUGGAGGACGAGUACGUGCGGGCGCUCUUCGACUUCCCGGGCAACGACGAGGAGGACCUCCCGUUCCGCAUGGGCGACAUCCUCCGGGUGCUGGAGAAGCCGGAGGAGCAGUGGUGGAACGCCCAGAACUCUGAGGGAAGAACGGGGAUGAUCCCGGUGCCGUACGUGGAGAAGUACCGGCCGGCCUCUCCCGGGGCGGCGGCGGGGGCCGGCGUGCCCACGGCGCCGCCUCCGGGGAUGCCGCUCCACGGGAACUCGGACAGCUGUGCGGCUCAGUCGGGCGCGCCGCUGUUGGGAGACCCCAGCCAGUACGCCCAGCCCACCCCCCUCCCCAACCUCCAGAACGGCCCCGUCUACGCCCGGGCCAUACAGAAGAGGGUGCCCAACGCCUACGACAAGACCGCCCUGGCCCUGGAGGUGGGCGACAUGGUGAAGGUGACCAAAAUAAACGUGAACGGCCAGUGGGAGGGCGAAUGUAAAGGCAAGCACGGCCACUUUCCUUUCACGCACGUCAAACUGCUGGACCAGCACAGCGCCGAGGACGAACUGAGCUGAGGGCGGACAGCCGCUCCUCCACCUGGACACUAGUAUUAGACCCUUCUUCACCUCUUUUCUUACCCUCACACCCCCACACCCUUCCCUUUCUCCCUCCCUGAGCUUUUAGCCGCACCAAGUACAGUUUCAGAGAAUCACCGACAACAACGCAGGCCCUCGUUGGACCCCCACCCUGCAUCUCAUUUCUACUCGUAUAAAUGUUCACACCCCCCCUUCCUCCUCCUCCUCCUCCUCCUCCUUCCUGCUCUCCCUGACUGCAACACGGAAGAUAAAACUGCCUCUCCUGUUCCAUGGACUCGACAACCGCUCCCUGUAGUUUGUCCCUGCCCUGGACAGCUUAUCGACGCUCGCUCCUAAGGAGACUCCUCAACCACUUCCUCUUCCUGUGUGGGAGCCAGUAGAUGACUGCUGUCAUUUUCUUAUUCCGCUUUGGUCACGCAGGCUGCAUUCAUGUCAGCUGUUUCCUCAUCAAGAGCCUUGAAGUAGGGAUGCACCGAUGCGGGUAGCGCUUUUGUUUUUAUUCUCCGGGUUUUAAAAACUUAACCUGCUGCAACCGACUUUAGUUGAUUCCAGCUUUUCUUUAAGAACCAUAGGGAUAACAAAAAAGAGGUCUUCUUUCUGGGCUAGCUGGUUUGGCAGAAACAUGCCUCUAUACAAAAUGCCUUGUAUUAACAGCAGGGGUGAUGUCACACUGUGUGAGAGAUCCUUGACUAUAGAGCAGUUUUACCAUUUAUUUCAAAGAGAAAAUGAUCAGAGUUGACCUUCUCAACCGUCUUGCUAGCAUGACUAGAACACCAGUCCCUGUGUGUUUUCCUAAGGUCUGCCAUGAUUUCGCCAUCUUCGUGGACAGAUGGGCUGAAAUCAACAGGAUAUUAAGGUGGUAAUUUGUGAGACUCUUUGGCCUUCCUGUUAGAAAUCUGUCGUACUCUCACCUGCCUUGUUGUAGCCUGAAAGAAAUGCUGACAUGCCGUAGAAAAUGGCUUUCCCCUAAUAUAGACUACGGUCUGUUUUUUUUUUUACUAACAGUGACUGUCACUGACUCGUCUCUCUGUAAUGUCUUCCACUCUGAAGACUGGCUUAAAGGAGAUGUAAUAUUUCAGUACGCAACUCGUCUCAGUUUUGUUCACCAGCCGACGUCUCGGUGCUUCUCUACGUUAAAGUAGCAUCAUUCCUGAAAGAAACAAACGGGUUUGAAGGAAAUUGCAACAGCCAAUCAGAGUUGAGGGUUGUCAUCCCUAACCUGAGGCGCGUGACGGUGAUGUGGUUGACAGGCUCCCGUCUCAGCGGACAUGAAUGCAGCCGUGUCCUGCGUGGCUUGGAAAGACUGAAGCAGCGGGGCUCAAUGCAGCAGCAGCAGCCUUUCAGGGGGAAGACCGCUUCCAUAAAGACAUGAAGGUGUAGACCUCCUCUCCGUCAGAUGGAGCACCCAACACUGAGUCCAAACCAGCAGCUAACAGCAACCGCAUGUAGUUGCAGCCUCGGAGCGGACCCCAGAGAAAAACUGCAAAUAAAGGCGACACUACACUCUCCCACCUGACCCUCGCUCCACCGAUCGCCUCCAGCCACGUACCACCAAGUAGUCCUUUGUAGGAUCCAUAGAUCAUGUUGUUAUGGAAUGACGUAACUGUGUGGUUCUCAUUUCAUGCUGAAUAUCGUUUAGACCUCACUAGUUGUCUUCAUAGCUGCUUUUUGUCCGGGGGCGCACAUGUAGUUUUUUUUUGCGGGGGGGGUGUUUUAACGUUGGGAGGGAAGCACGGCUCCGCCUGAAGGACUGACCGGCCCUCGCAUGUUCUCACCCUGCACCCGCUGGGAAUGACUGAAGUAAAACGGACUGAAUGUAGGCGGCCCACCACACUAAGUUAGGACCAUCGGUCCACGUUGGCCUUCUGCGUUCAGCCCCCCCACCCCCGAAUUUCCCGCACUAAAGCUGACAGCUGUGUCCAUGUCUUGUCAUAUGUGUCAAAGGAAGGAGACAAGUGUUAUUAUUUUGAUACCUGUCCUAUUUGUUUUGAAGCCUUUUUAUGAACCUGUUGCCACCUUGAACCAAGUUGCUUUGUUUCCUGUUGUGCUUCCUCAUUUAAUCCUCUGCCCGUCUUUUAUUUAAAGUUCUGUUUAGUUGUAACUAAUGGGCCACACCAGACGGCGUCUUUUCCGGGUUUAGUUCUUUUUCACCAUUUCCUCGUCGACAAGAACGGAGGUUUGCAGUCCAUGAUGUUUUUGCCCCUUUAGGAAGCCGUUUCGUUGUGACAAUCAUCAGCACUACUAUUUAUCAUGACGCAGACUCUCAAACACAAAGCUGACAACCUUUAAACGUGACCCGUGGGGGGGGGGGGGGUGACUCCUCCUCUCCGCUGCGGCGCCACGGUCACCCAUAGAUGGCACUGCAGCAACAUUGAGACAGCUCAGAUCCUCUUCUGCAUGUACUGAUGACAGUGAAGGACGGUGUGGAUAGAUGUCUUGGCUCCUCUGGGAAAGAUGGAAGAAGCCUUGGAAUGAAUUUCUCUUCUAAUGCAACAGCGACAUCUCAACCUUUCAGUAUGUUUAUUCAUGUUGGGGGGGGGGGGUUCAAUGGUGAAGUCUUAAGAAGUAUUAUCACUUAGUGGAAUGAGACGGCCACUAGAAAGUUGGUCGUUGGUGAACCACUGCUGUUGGGUUUUCUGUCAGACUCCAUGUUUUUAUUUCAAAUGUCCUGGUGGUUCACCCUGCCCUCCAACCAGGAUGUCUUAGGACAAAAAGCAGGCCCACAGCACCAUGGGCCCUCCGCCGUACUGAGCAGUGGGCGUGGCGUCUCUCCCCCCGUUCCUCUUGAUUCGGUCCAAAGCUUGUUGCUGAAAGGCUCCACUGAAGACGGGUUGGAAGUCUCAGCCAGGCUCACACACUACAUUUCCAUAUUCGAUCAUGGGCUUUUUGCAGGCAUCACCUGUCUAAUGAUUGCCAUGGAAACCCAAGGUGCCAAGUUUAAAAGAUUGUAAAGUAGCUUUUGUUUAAAGGUAUCAUUAGAGGUGGCAACACUUGUCACUGGGGAUUUAAUUCUUUAACAGGAGACACCCCCCAUACACACUAAAUGAAUGUACUCACAUUAAAGGCUGUUCUAUUUACUAAUUAUUUCAGUGUGAUGUUGUGCUGCUGCAAAAUGAGGAUGGAAUUAUUUUAAGGCUUUGUACACAUCUUAACCAGGGGGUGCUAAUAAAUGUCCCCACCUGUGUAAAUGCACUGCUGGCAUUAAUCUGCUGCGGUUCUUAAGGUGGCCCGUUAUCUCUCUGACCUUAAACUUGUGCCCGUCAUGCUCUGUCCCGCCUUCAUUUAUUUCCGUGUUACUUGAAGGUUUUCUUUUUCUGCUCUAGUGAUAUUGUCGUGACUCAGUAGAAGAAAUCAGUCUGAGGAAAGAAACCUUUGUUUUUUUUUGCCAGCUUUGACCCACAGUCCAUUUUUUUUUCUGCGUGUGGUUCUGAUCAAAUCCAGCUUCUCUCUCUCUCUCACACACACUGCACACAGCAGGUGCUCUGCCACAUCGCUCAUCUUCUAAAUUGUGUUGCCAAUGAAACCACCAAGAAGUAUUUUUUUAGUGGCCCUGCAUGAAGUCGUUCAUUUCCUUUCAGAGGAAGGAAUGGGGUGGCAGAGUGCCAGUGGAAACCGUCUAAUAUCGAAAUGUGCCAUUUUAUUAUAACACUAUAUUCUUUCAAGACAAUUGAAAUUACCUUUUUAUUUUCAGUAGCAUGUAAUGUGUUAAUAUACUAGUAAAUAAAGUCAAAACCUAUGAAAAAUGA
Messenger RNA from Fundulus heteroclitus (mummichog), 5065 nucleotides. RefSeq names its product v-crk avian sarcoma virus CT10 oncogene homolog (gene crk). The transcript has 3 exons. The coding region runs from base 366 to 1298 and encodes 310 amino acids. The record is from RefSeq and is a predicted model, not a curated record. Gene Ontology annotation, molecular function: protein binding. NCBI's taxonomy places the organism in Eukaryota, Metazoa, Chordata, Actinopteri, Cyprinodontiformes, Fundulidae.